GUUCAGAGCGUCCGACCGCGACCACAGGCGCUAUGUGGCUCCUGGCAAAGCCAAAAGGGAAAGCGUGCCCGCUCUCCAGCCUGGCCUGGCCCUGACCUCCGUCUCUGCGGCCCUCUGCUUGCCCGACCUCCUUUUCUUCCACAGGCCAUACCAUGGAGCCCUCGAUCGCCCCACCUGAAGAGAGCAUCUCGCAGUGCAAAAUAUGCCUGGGGACAAUCAGCGAAGCCUACAUGACAAAAUGCGGACACAGCUUCUGUCAUCGCUGCAUCCGGUCGCAACUCGAUUACCGUCUCGAAUGUCCCAUCUGCAAACAGCCGGUCGGCGUCGAAGAGAUAUAUCCCAACUUUUCAUUAAACAAGCUCAUCACGGAAUCGCAAGCCCCAUCAACGACCGCCUCUCCGUCAAAGUUGAUUGAUCCCUCGGCGCUUUCGCUACAGGGAAUCACCGACCUGAUGACUAGCUUGGUCGACCGCCGGGCAAAGAUCGUCCAGAACAGCAAAGAAGUCGCCCUGGCUCUUACUCGAGACUUUCUGAAGCGAACGAUUGUUGUCAAAGAGCAGGAGCUCAAGAGGCUGCAGCAGCAAAUUGGCUGUCUCACCGACGACCUGUCGUAUGUCGAGUCCCAGUCAAGCGAGCUGAGCAAGCGCCUGCAUGGUGCUGCGCCUACAACAGCAACGGCCCAGCCAGCAACUCCAGCGCGAGUCCCGACGAACGUCCCCGAGAGCGACGCUGCUGCGACAUCGUCGUCGACACGGCCGUCCGACGCACAUGAACGAACAAAGAAGCGUAAAAUAGAGGAGACGGAGGAGCCGCCUUCCAAGGAAAUCGACAAGCAAACCGCAGUCAGUCUGCCAGCAAGCAUCGAGCGGAUGGCAGAGAAGCAGGGCAUGAAGGUGCAGUACCACUUUGAGGAUCUGCAAGAAUACUACUUUGGCCAUCGGAACGAGCCCCCGCCAGGCUCCCAGCCGGCUGCGACCGACCUGACAACUCGAGUGGAUCGGUUUGUGGACUCGUUUGCCAACACCCUCAACAGCUUCUCGCGAGUCUCUCGAUUCCGGCUGUUGUAUCUCCUGAACUACGCCGACUCGAGCAUCACCACGACAUCGAUUGUGUCGUCGAUCGAGUUUGAUAAAGAUGACGAAUUCUUUGCGACGGCCGGGGUUACCAAGAAGCUCAAGAUAUACGACUAUGAAGACGUCAUCAAGACCUAUACGUACCAGCGCCGGGACAACUUUAUUACCCGACCGUACUCAGUUUCUGCUCCGUACCUUGAUUUGGAUGUGAUGGAUGGACUGCCGCGGCACCGAGAGGUGGCCAUCCCGACCGAGCCAACGUACAUCAGCCGACGGGAUGACAUUGAGUAUAUCCCAAAAUACCCGAUACGAGAUAUUGGCUGCAAGUCCAAGAUCAGCUGCCUUUCGUGGAACUCGUAUUUCAAGUCGUCGCUAGCAGCAUCCGACUAUGAUGGUGUCAUUACCAUCUGGGAUACCGCCACAGGCCAGUCGGUCCACUCCCUUGACGAACACGAGAAGCGCGCUUGGACGGUCGACUUUAGCUCCAUGGAUCCGCUGCGGAUCGCCAGUGGCGGAGACGACACUCGAGUGAAAAUCUGGUCCAUGAAUGAGCGCUCCUCAGUCUUGACGCUCGAGGCCAAGGCCAAUGUUUGCUCAGUCAAGUUCAACCCCGGAGCUUCACAUGAAAUCGCCUUUGGCUCAGCGGAUCAUCACGUCCACUACUAUGAUCUGCGCAAGUCCGAUCGAGCCCUCCACAUCUUCCGGGGGCAUCGCAAGGCUGUGUCCUAUGUCAAGUACUUGAACAAAAACGAAUUGGUAUCAGCCUCGACGGAUUGCACGCUACGGAUGUGGAAUAUUCGAGACUCUGUCAACUCGGGCGCAUCCAAGUGCAUCCGGACGUUCUCGGGCCAUCUCAACGAAAAGAACUUUGUCGGUCUCAGUAUCAACUCAACGGGCGAGUUUAUCUCGUGUGGCAGCGAGGCAAACUGCGUCUACACCUACUUCCACUCGCUGCCGAAGCCUGUGAUUGUGCACAAAUUCGGAAACUCGAUCGAUUCUAUAUCCGGCGAGGAGGUGCCUGAGGAAGACCCCAACCAGUUUGUCAGCUCCGUCUGCUGGAAACGAAACUCGCCCGAUAUUCUGCUGUCGGCCAACUCUCGCGGAAUCAUCAAGGUCAUGGAGAUGACGUGAAACCACCACCCUGCUCCUCAACAGCCAAAAAUCGUCGCCUUGACAACCCCACACAUGCCAUUUCACAAUUCCCUUGCCCCACCCGCGGCCAGCUGUGUGUCCCCCUCCCCGUUGCUGAGUGCGCUCUGCUUCCACCAUCAUGUUCCUCCAGCCCAUCGAAAUACGAUUUGUAACCAGGACGGCUGGUCAGUGC
Molecule: messenger RNA, 2397 nt
Organism: Polychytrium aggregatum
Lineage: Eukaryota; Fungi; Chytridiomycota; Chytridiomycetes; Polychytriales
Product: WD40-repeat-containing domain protein
Exons: 10
Coding region: 153-2204 (683 amino acids)
Biological process (GO): proteasome-mediated ubiquitin-dependent protein catabolic process
Molecular function (GO): protein binding; ubiquitin protein ligase activity
Source: RefSeq, a predicted model, not a curated record